AUGGGAGACCAAACCCCAUGCGAGAAGUUGUGCCUAGGGCUCAAGAAAGUUAAACCCUACUUGGCUAUGGUCUCUCUUCAAUUUGGAUAUGCUGGAAUGUACAUCAUCAGCAUGGUUUCUUUCAAACAUGGGAUGAGCCAUUACAUACUAGCAACGUACCGUCAUGUAGUUGCUACGAUUGUUAUUGCACCUUUUGCCUUUGUUCUUGAAAGGAAAAUAAGGCCAAAGUUGACGCUCCCAAUUUUCCUGAGGAUAAUGGUGCUUGGUUUUCUUGAGCCAGUGCUUGAUCAAAAUUUGUAUUAUUUGGGAAUGAAGUACACGUCGGCUACAUUUGCAUCUGCUACAGUGAAUGCCCUCCCAGCCAUAACCUUUCUAAUGGCUCUCAUUUUCAGGUUGGAGACAGUGAACUUUAAGAAGCUACAUAGCGCAGCCAAGGCCAUCGGAACGGCUGUCACGGUCACAGGAGCGAUGGUUAUGACCUUGUACAAAGGUCCAAUCAUAGAUUUUGUAAGAUCACACGGAGCAGCUCACCAUGGAACAAGCAAUGAAUCAGGUAAUCAACAUUGGCUUACUGGAACACUGAUGCUCCUAGGCAGUUGCUGUGGUUGGUCAGGUUUCUUCAUAUUGCAAUCCUUUACUUUGAAGAAAUACCCAGCAGAGCUUUCUCUCACAGCAUUGAUAUGCAUGAUGGGCAUGGUGGAAGGUGCAGCAGUGUCACUUGUUAUGGAACGUGACAUGAGUGCCUGGAAAAUAGGCUUUGACUCUCGGCUUGUUGCUGCUGUUUACUCUGGAGUGGUUUGUUCUGGAAUUGCAUAUUAUGUGCAAGGGAUGGUAAUAAGGACACGAGGCCCUGUCUUUGUAACUUCUUUUAGCCCUCUUUGCAUGAUCAUCACGGCAGCUCUUGGAUUGAUUGUUCUAGCGGAGCAAGUCCACCUUGGAAGUAUAAUGGGAGCAAUUCUAAUAGUUUUUGGACUUUACACCGUGGUGUGGGGUAAAAGCAAGGAUAUGAUAAACGCAUCAACAUUGGAAUUGACAGAUGAGAAAACUGGAACCCAAGAAUUGCCAAUCAAAGAUACUACUAAGCUAUCAUCAAUUAAUUUUGGAAAUAGCAUCGAAGGACCUGAUGAUGGAAUGUCGAAGAUUCCGCCCAAAUCUUGA
Molecule: messenger RNA, 1158 nt
Organism: Dovyalis caffra
Lineage: Eukaryota; Viridiplantae; Streptophyta; Magnoliopsida; Malpighiales; Salicaceae
Source: the annotation of a GenBank genome assembly